AUGUAAAAUUUAAUCAAAGAGUCCAAAAGAAUAUACUCUUAAUUUUUAUUACAUGGACCAAAAUAUUUGGAUACAUUUGAUUAUCAACCUAUAACAACAUUUACAAUCGAAGCACUAAAAACAAAGUCUCUUCAAGAUUAUAUAAAUAAGAAUUUGACUAUGUACUAAGAAAUUUCAAUGUUGCCUAUAUAAUUUGAACCAGAUAAUAGUUUUGCAUUUGCAAUAUUUACACUUGCACCAUAAGUAACUAUGCCUUUACAUGAUCAUCCUGAUAUGUUUGUAUUAUCUUAUGUUUUACAUGGAGAAGGAAUUAGAGAAGGAUGGAAUAUAAAAUAGGUUGAUUAAGAAAAAGUCAAUUAAUUUAAGAAAACAACUAUUUAAUAAGAUAUUAGAGUUGAAGCAGAAGAAUUACCUAGUUUAAGUUUAAAAACUGGUGAUAUUUGUUAUACUACUCCAAAUAAAUGUAAUUUGCAUAGUUUUAUUAAUGUAAUAAAAUAAAUAAUUAAAGAAUAGUAGCACUUAACCAUUUGUUUUUCUUGAUAUUAUUGUACCUCAUUAUGAUGAAAGUAUAAAUAGAACAAUAACAUAUUUUUAACGUAACAACAAAGAAAAUCAAUUAAAAUUGAUUCAAUAAGAUGAGUAUUACUAAUCUUUAUUCUUUUUAGAUUGUGA
Messenger RNA from Paramecium pentaurelia, 672 nucleotides. NCBI's taxonomy places the organism in Eukaryota, Ciliophora, Oligohymenophorea, Peniculida, Parameciidae. The record is from the annotation of a GenBank genome assembly.